AUGUUUAUCCUUCAAGGCUCAGCCGUGGCGACUGGUCUGGCGAAUCUGUGUCUGCUUGGAUCAUGUGUUCAAGCCUCUCGUACCCCUUUGGCUUCCUGGACCGGAUGCCCUCCUGACGGUCCUCUACUUCCCCGUCCAACAAACUUGGGCAGCUCACAAAUCAUUCAGGAUGCGGCCACGAAGCUGACUGAGGCUCUUGACUCCUCAAUCAACGGCGAAACGAAAGCAGGAUUCCAAGUCGACAAUACAUCCUUUUCAAUCGCACUCGUGUCACCCUUCACUCAGAAUAGGAACGAUGGCAUCAUCUGGUCAUAUCACCAUCUUGGCAAGAACAAUUUCAAGGGAACAAAGAACAUUAGCAAUGAUUCCCAAUAUUUGAUUGGGUCUGUCUCAAAGGUCUUUUCUGAUUUGCUUCUACUCAAGUCGGAUAUUGAUCUAGCGCAUUCUGUCACUGAGUAUCUGCCAGGUCUCGACCAAAAAGGGACUCCAGUUCAAUGGAGCAACAUCACCCUUUCGGCACUGUCAAACCAUCUGGCUGGUAUCCCAUCCAAUUUACCUUCCUCUUUCGAGUCUUAUUACCUUCGCCCUCUUUUUGAACAGUUGGGUUUCCCCUUGGCUGAAAAUGAGAGUUAUCCAAUAUGUGGUGUCAGUGGGUUGAGCCAUGCUUGCAAUGAGCAGCAGAUUAUUGAGAUGAUGACUACUGCUCUCCCGGUUCAACAGCCUUAUUCACGGCCAGUAUACUCUACACUGGCUUUUACACUAUCCGCAAUGGCACUCAGUGAGAAGACGGGGAAGACAUAUGAUGAGUUGUUGGAUGAGACUAUCAUUAGUCCCCUGGGACUCACAAACACUGGAGUCUCACCUGGAGAUACUGAGAAAGCUGUUAUACCACCUCUAGAUGACAUGCACCAGGGAUGGGGCGCAGACUAUGGUUUGAAUGCUCCUGGAGGUGGAUUAUACUCGUCCAUUCGGGAUCUCUCGACAUUAGCUGCUCGAAUUCUUGACUACUCGAUCUUCCCAAACCCCGAUAUAACACAUCAAUGGCUGAAGCCUCAGUCAAUGCCCUCUUCGAUCAACAACCUCGUUGGUCGACCCUGGGAAAUACAACGAACCGAUAACCUCGUACCCCAAAACACACAUACAGUCAAUAUCUACGCCAAGAGCGGAGGAGCCAUGGGUUACAUAUCACAGCUCUCCUUGGUGGACCAAUACGGUGUGGGCUUUGUGGUACUCACGGCUGGUCCAGGGGAGGAUGCGACCGCAUCUAUUUUGAAUGACGCACUUAUUGCUUCUCUGAUUCCAGCCAUAGACCAAGAGGCUCAAACGCAAGCUCGGGAAUAUACAGGAAAUUUCUCGAUUCCGGUUUCAUCAUGCACCAGCAGCAAUCUGAUCAGUUGUUCAGCGGAUUUGAACCUUUCAAUCGACAGGGGAACAGGACUGAAGAUAGAUUCAUUGACUCGAAAUGGAUCUGACAUCCUAGGAGGCAUUCAGAAGAUCUGGGGAUACAUGAUCCCGCAGGUUGGAAUUCUUAACCCGGACUUCCGCAUUUAUCCCACAAACAUAGAGACGGAAAUGGAAGGGGCGGAAGGUGUUUUCUUUGAAGAUUGGCGCAUCAAUUUUGACAUCGUCCCCUCUGAUAACGCAGCAAUCUCUGAUCUACCUGGUCAGGGGAUAUUAUCUUCAAAGCUCUGCUCAUCAUGGCAGACUGCAGCUUGGCUCUACUAUGGUGGAGAAGCUUUGGACCGUGUGGUUUUCAAGGUCAAUCGCACCGCGGGAGAAGUCAUUGGAGUGGAUAUUCCGUUCUUACGAAGUGGAAUUCUUGAGAAAACUGUAUCAAUAGAUGGCUUACGCGAAGAAAACCGGGUAUAG
Penicillium riverlandense is the source of this 1869-nucleotide messenger RNA. RefSeq names its product serine hydrolase domain-containing protein. The transcript is spliced from 4 exons. The record is from RefSeq and is a predicted model, not a curated record. The coding region runs from base 1 to 1869 and encodes 622 amino acids. NCBI's taxonomy places the organism in Eukaryota, Fungi, Ascomycota, Eurotiomycetes, Eurotiales, Aspergillaceae.